CCUGUGCAGAGAGUACAGGUCAGAAAUCAGGUGAAGUUCAUUCGGCCGUGUACCCAAUUUUACCGCUUGGUGAACAGACUCACUUUCCUGAAGAGACACCACAUGUACUGCAUGUAUUUCAGUGCGGGGCCGAACCCCUCAAAACCCUCAGUGAAGAUGCAAAACGCGGUCUCCCAUCCAACUCCGCGACCGACAUUGCUUGACGUUCCCUGAUUUGUGACGCAACACGUGACAUACUUGUCAUGUAUCAAGAUCUGUUUGACUUGAGAUUGCAGGACAGUGAACAAGAUUGCGUGGACAACCACGGCCACGAGACGAUGCGUGAUUCAUAUCAGUUUCACUCAUUACAGACCUUAUCAGACGCAAAGAGUCAUGUCAAAACUAUCUGUAGAAUCUGUUUUCAUCACUGGAACCAGCAAGGGAGUCGGUCGUGGCCUUGUGAAGGGCUUUCUGGAACUUCCUAACCCACCCAAGAACGUGUUUGCGUCCUGCAUCGACCCUGACAACGACGAGGCAGUAGAGUUGAGAGAUGUGGCUUCACACAAUCCCAGCGUCACUUUGGUAAAGCUUGAUGUGCGAUCUGAUGCUGACAUCGCCAACGCCGUGACGACAGUACAACGUGUCUUGGGACAGAGAGGGUUAAACCUGCUUAUUAACUACGCAGCCAUCAACUCCCAGCUGCAUGGACUGGAGUCUUUGACAAGGGCUGAUAUCAUGAGUCACUGUGACUGCAAUGUGGCAGGUCCGCUUCUCGUAUCACAAGCAAUGCUUCCCUUACUGAGAAAAGCAUCCAAACAAAACGAAACACAACCUCUCGGAUGUAACAGGGCAGCCAUUGUCAACAUGUCAACAGGCCUAGUUAAAUCAAAGUUCUCACUGCCAGGAGAACGUCGCUUUUCCUACGUACUGACCAAAGCAGCCGCAGCCAUUGCUACCGUCAUGAUGUCCAGGGAACUGUCACCCGAUGGCAUCCUCGUGGCGGGCAUGUGUCCUGGGUGGGUGAAGACUGAUAUGGGGUGACCUGAGGCUUGCACCACGGUGGAGGACAGUGUGAAAUCAUGUUUGGAAAGACUGGGUAUAUUAGGUGUUGAACACUGUGGUAUAAUUCUUCUAGAGAAUAAUGCCUUUACCAUGUAAUUUGUCAGUUGGCGGUUUCUUGUGAAACACUUCAGGCAGAAUACAAAUAUAAUGUAGACUUAAUCAAAUCUGGAGUUCACUGCUGAACGAUUACAAUAAAGUCAAGGACACAAAUUCGUAUGCUGCACCCGUCCUUUCAUAUUCUUUUGGUGCGAAACAAGAAAUUCAGGGUAUUGACACCAUCACCCGAAGAAUCAUGUAAGACAACAGAUCCGACCACCCUCACUCUUUCUUCAAUCGCGUAUAUUUUCAAAUUAUAAUGGGAGGGUGUGGCUUUAUAAAUGUGAAGACUCUACAUGACAAACGUUUAUUCUUCACUUUUGCACACAUUUAUUUGUCUCAUGAUCCUCAUGUGAAUCCGGAUGGUCAAAAUGAAUUUCAACCAAGCGAAGUGCCGUGUCAAAUCAGACAAGAUUCAGUUGUUCAGGGAGUAGCUUUGUGGACGACCACUGCAUCGAAUUUAUGUGCAGUGUUAUGAGAAAAGCAGCAGCCCUGCAGAGUCUUUCGCUUGGAUCAUCAAGUCGGCUGGCCUGAAAAUUCAACCUGAAGUCACUUACCAUUCAAAACAGUCAUCAAAAUGUACAUUAUGUAAUGACUUUAAUGAGACUGUCAAACACAUUGUCAGUGGAUGCAAAUAUGGCAAAUAUAUAGUUGUCCAAUUACCCAUUGUUCUCGGGGCCUAAGGUUUGCUACCUACCAAUCUGUUAAUUGUUUGGAGAGUACCCGGGUUUUCUACAUAGCAUACAGCCCCUCUGGGUAGUGCAGAAGGAAGGCUGCAGUGCUGGUGAGUCUUCACAUUCUCCGAAAGGUUCUAGGUGGAUUCGACCAGACAGCGAUUCCUUGGAGAAGUCCUAUUCGCUGUCUGGGCUGCGUGUAGAGGGGGCAAGGGCCCUGAGAUGAUGAUGAGCCAAACCAGCCCGACUGUGCCAGGAUCACCCAAACCCUCUUUGCUUCAUAUUUUUAUCUUAAUCUGUAAUAAUACUGAAUAUAUCUCCAUAGAUAAACACAUGCUCGAA
This is a messenger RNA of Haliotis rufescens (red abalone), 2153 nucleotides long. Its product is annotated as C-factor-like. The record is from RefSeq and is a predicted model, not a curated record. Bases 373 to 1020 code for a protein of 215 amino acids. The transcript has 3 exons. NCBI's taxonomy places the organism in Eukaryota, Metazoa, Mollusca, Gastropoda, Lepetellida, Haliotidae.